Molecule: messenger RNA, 3168 nt
Organism: Nicotiana tabacum (common tobacco)
Lineage: Eukaryota; Viridiplantae; Streptophyta; Magnoliopsida; Solanales; Solanaceae
Source: RefSeq, a predicted model, not a curated record
GAAAGUAAAAUAUAGCAGAGGAAUCACUCCAGUAGCUAAUGCCAAUCAUAUCCCACCAGCUUUCAAGUAAACAAUCAUGUCAAAGUCCCUCAUCCAUCUUGCUGACUUUUGCAGCAGCCUUUAACGCGUGAAAUCAUCAAUGACCAAAGAAUGAGACUGAAGAUUCAGAAAUAGUAAAUCUUCGGAAAACACUGGAAAUAGUUUGAAAGAUAGUCAAACAAUCAAAUAGAUAUAGUUGCAUCCAAAACAGCAACCUAGACAAACACCAAGAGGUAGAAACACCCACAAGAACUCCUCAGAAUAGCAUACAAAAGCUCCACCACUGAUAAAGAUUUCAGCUUUACAUUAAGAGAUAACUGGAGAACUAGUGAAACGAGAUGGGGAAGAUUGGUUGCACCAUAGAUGGCAACCUAGAUGACUCAAAAUUCAGCGAGCCAAUGCCAUGGAUCGGUAUCUAUGUUGCAGGAGCAUCUGCAGCUUGUGCGCUGGCUAUGGCAAUGGAUGUCCUUCAUGGCCUGCGCCAUAGAAAAUUCUGGUUUCCUUGCAACUACUUCUCUCUCAAUGCUACAACCUUGACACUUCUAGCUGUCGCCACCAAGUUGUCUGUUGAUCUAAAUACCUCCAUGCCUCGUCGCCAAGAUCAGCUGACAAAACUUAGCAGUGCUACUCUAAUCUGUACGGUAAUUUCUAAUUUUAUGCCUUCUUUAGGACUCAUGGAGAACAAAGAGUUGUUGAUGAACAUAAUGGCUUUGGGUAUUUUCGUCAUCACAGCCAUUGUGAACAUUGGUAUACAAUUAGCUACAGGUGUAAUCUAUGUUUUCUGCAAAGAGCAUAUCGCCCUCAUGUUUCUUAUGCUUGUUUUGCUUCUGCUACUGAUCUCCUCAGCCGUGGCAAUACCAACUACAAAGUGUUAUUUGGACCUGAAAUAUAACAAGAGAUACAAGUUAGCAAACAAAGAAUGUGGGAUCACCUCUAAAUGCACAACUGAGAACCUGAAGGACGAGCUGAUGAAAUUCUGGACCAUGGCCUAUACCACUAGCCCCCACUUCGUGGCGGGGCGCUUAGCAACAUGCACUGCAUCUGGAGGUUUCUGCCUUCUGAGCACAGUAAUUUAUGCUGAGGCCAUGCUUAGGUCUUACCUUCUUCAUUGGAGCUUCAACUUUUGCAAUGGAGACUCUGAAUACAAGUGGUCCACAACCUUGAUUCUUGUAACUCAGACUGUGGCAAUAGGCGUAGGAACAAUUGCGCCAGCUUUUAGAUGGUUCAUAGCCAUAAAUUACCGCUGCCCCAGAAAAACAAAUAAUGCCUGCAAAGCCAAGUUGUUCAAAGUGGAGAACUACUGGAUCCGCAUCCUGCUUCAAUGGAAAGAAUCCCCGUUGGAUUUCAGAAUUUGUGGCCGGCAUGGUAGAAAAUUUGCUCAUAAAACAAAGAACAGACUUCUAGAUUUCUGUAUUUGGAUGCAAAUUAUGAUGGUGUCACUCAGUAAGCUAGUUCGGCUCAUUUCCACUUUCUCUGUAAGUUGGUUAUUGAUAAGCUGUCGGAAAGCAAUCAGGAUGCUGAAAUGCAACACUAUGGUGUCAAGUCAUGAUAUAGAGUCGCAAGCCAGUCUAAAGCCAGAUCUUAGCCACUAUGUUUUACACCUUGAAGGAGAGGAAGCAUUAAUUGAUUUGAUGAUGCAAAGCAACCGUGAUGUGGUAGGUCACUGGAUCGGGAUGGGGAAAAAGGAGCAGCCUAAACAUCUUAUACAACUUCUGGAGAAGGUGAAGUCAUCACCCGGAUUCAGGGGAGUGUAUGAAUUUGACCAUGCUCAAAUUCCUUCUUUAGAUUCGGAAGAACCUCCUAAUUGCUGGGCUCUUCCCGUAGUGACGCUGACAAGCAUCGCAAUUGCACUUCCAGACAUUGAUUUCCACUCAAUCAAGGAAUUAAUAAGGUGUGUGUAUGAAGGUCUCAUGUACAUCAAAGUUGUGGAAGAGAACCUGGAUGCCGGAAAAGACCUAGUAUACAUCAGGAAGGCGGCAGAGUUGGUGUGGGUAGGAGUUGACUUAUGCUACAAGUGGCUGGAUGUCGAUCUCCGCACGACAGCCACUGAAGGACAAAAUCCAAAAGACGUGCUUGAAGGACUCUCUAAGAAAGCAAAGCAAAGAUUUGCCGAAUUUAGAAAGAAAGAUUCGAAUGCUUGUUUAAAGGAAUCACCCUCAAGAUGGCCUACCAAUAUGUUGGCAGCAAACUGUAUGUACAGAGUAUGUCAAACUCUUCUGCAAAGUUCUGAUAGGAAAGAGUUAGAGAAUAGCAAAAUCAUGUUCGACAGAUUGUCAACCAUGAUCGUGGAUGUAACAGGCGCUUGUCUUACCAACCUACAAAGAGUUAUACCCCUGCAAUGCCACCAUAGCACUAUUGAAGAGAGAGCAAAAGGUGUCCGCUCUGCCGUCUUACUUCUGGGGAAAGCAGAGAGUAUUCUAGAAAUUCUUCGUUCACAGCCACUUCCAAGUUCAGCACCAGAUCAACUGGCAAAAAUUGAUCAUUGGCGUACACAUAGCAAAGAGGUAGACUACCUCUCCUGCAGUAGUAAUUCACCCUCAAAUGAUACUCCAACUUCCCAAAGUUCAUCUGACUUACAUCUAACAGUGGACUAAGAAGCAAAUGCCUGAAAGUGGAAAAAGAAAAAAGACACAGCUUGGGUUCUAUUAUAAUUUUGAGCAGCUGGCAGGACUGGAAGAUGAGGAAGAAGCAAAAACAGAUUUGGAAGACUCUGGAUAUGGUUAGAGAGAAGUGUUUCAAGGAAAAGAGGACACUGUUACUUUUGUCAAAUAUGGACGUAUUCAGAACUUGAAAUUUUGGUGCAAGGCUUCUUUUGUAAAUUUAUGAUAUUGAUAUGAUGCUCGAUUUCAUGUAAUCCUUACCGUCAUAAAGGAUUCAUGUCCAGCAAGCUUUUGUAUUAUACUCUCAGUACAAUCUUGGUACAGAUGUUUUGAUGAAUAAAUUUACUUAUUUCUUUUAAAAAAAAAGUAUGGCUUCACAUGUCUGUUGACCACACCAAAAAGAAUUUUGUUUUCGCACUCUUGUACCCAUACUGAGGGAUGGGAAAAAAAUCAUGUUGUCUCCCUUCAGUAACAUAUGAUAGAAGGAUGUCACAGUAAAUCAUUCAUUGCUCAGAUCUUCCUACCUCAA